Rotaria sp. Silwood2 is the source of this 672-nucleotide messenger RNA. NCBI's taxonomy places the organism in Eukaryota, Metazoa, Rotifera, Eurotatoria, Philodinida, Philodinidae. The record is from the annotation of a GenBank genome assembly.
AUGGAUAUCGAUAAUAUUUUUCUUCCUAGGGCUAUUCCAGUGGGAUCGGAUGGAAAACCUAAAUCACCAAGUAAAGGUGCAUGGAUAAAAGCAUGUGGUGAUGAAUUUUUAACAGAAGUAAUCAAAGCACUCGGUAAUGAUUUACCAUUAGUCGUUGAAGAUUUAGGUUAUUUAACAAAAGAAGUAUUUGAUCUUCGCGAUAAAUGUGGUCUUAUUGGGAUGCGUGUUCUUCAUUUUGGAUUUGGAUCUGAUCCAAAUAAUAUGUAUUUACCACAUAAUUAUGUUCAAAAUUGUAUUGUUUAUACCGGAACUCAUGAUAAUAAUACAUCAAUUGCAUGGUUUCGUCAGAAUACAACGAACAAUGAAAAAGAAAAUUUAAUUAAAUAUUUACAAAAAGAAGGUGAUCCAGAACAUGAUAUUAAUUGGGAUUUAAUUCGACUAAUACAUGCUAGCGUAGCUAAUUUAUCUAUUAUUCUAUUUCAAGAUAUACUUGGUCUUGCAGAAGGUUGUCAAAUGAAUAAUCCAGCAUUUACACCGGAUUAUGAAGAAAAUUGGAAUUUGCGAUUUAAAUGGGAACAAUUAAAACAAUCAGACAAAGAUAAACUUAAAUUAUUAACAAAUAUCUAUGGACGAUAUAGACCCAAAGAAAGAUUAGAUGAAUUAACUAAAUAA